This is a messenger RNA of Notothenia coriiceps (black rockcod), 692 nucleotides long. It is a transcript of the gene c21h18orf32, whose product is annotated as chromosome 21 C18orf32 homolog. The transcript has 3 exons. The coding region runs from base 143 to 388 and encodes 81 amino acids. NCBI's taxonomy places the organism in Eukaryota, Metazoa, Chordata, Actinopteri, Perciformes, Nototheniidae. The record is from RefSeq and is a predicted model, not a curated record.
GUGUUGAUAAUAAACUUCCAGAGACUUCGCAGCCGAAAAACACAGGAGAAAUAUCCUGUCUUCAGCGGCAAUACGUGACAAUAGUGGUGUUUCGUAGUCCAAAGAGGUUCUUUAUUGUGGGAGUCCUGUCAAAGCAGCAGUCAUGGUGUGCAUCCCCUGUAUUGUGAUUCCUGUCCUAUUGUGGGUCUACAAGAGGUUCCUGGAGCCUUACAUCUAUCCUUUCAUUUCACCCAUAAUUAACAAAUUCUGGCCCAAAAAAGCAGUCCAAGAGAAGGCUACUAUUGACCAACAAGUUACCAACAACAGUAAUGGGACUCAAAAGCCUGAAAGCAACGGUGAAGCCACUGCCAACGGAUCCACAAUAGCAGCAGAUAAGAAGACAGAUUAACAGCUCUAAAUGUUUAUAAUGCUUCUGAAACAAUGUAAAUAUGCCAGUAAUAUAAGAUAGAGAAACCAUACAUUUAUUUAUCAUACUUUUUUCAAUAAUUGGUUUUAACCUUCCAUAUUGUCCAGAUCUUGUAUGUAUUUUAUUCCAUUUGUAUAACAGUAACUUUAAGAGAUUGGUUAUAAUUGAUAUUCUUUCCUUGUUAAUUAUGAAUUGAUUUAUAAAUGUACUGUGUUGAUUCUUCACUCUCUAUGGAAACAUUUUUCAAUGUGGAUCUUGUAGUUUAAUGAAUAAUAAUAAUAAAAAA